AUGUCCUACGAUACACUAGUUCCAACUUCUUUGAUACCUUCACGACCUGCACCCCCCAUUCCCCUCAAACGGGCUGGUGAUGGCCCUUCCACUUCUUCUGUGUUCACUGCCCCGUCGUUCACGAGCCCAGGAUCUGGUUAUCACACUGCUUCCAGUGGGAUCGGCGGUUCCCCUGACCGUCCUGGGUCCUCUUCAGCAAAUGAGGCAGUCAUUCGAAGCGGAUAUACUAGCGUUAAAGAGGAUGGGUUCGCCAGCUGGCUCUGGAUGAAGCGGUGGUUGGUGCUCAAAGAACUAGCCCUGACGUUCCAUAAGAGUGAGACUUCAGGCAUCGGUUCAACUGUACAGCUCAAAGACAUCACGAAUAUUGAACGGACGGAAUUGAAAACAUACUGUUUGUUGAUUGAGACCAAAGAUCGGCGAAUAUGGCUUAGCCUCAAGAACGAUGAGGAGUUGUAUGCCUGGCAGGAUGACAUAUAUUGUCGCAGUCCGUUGAUGGGCGUGAGCAACCCAACAAACUUUGUUCACAAAAUUCACGUCGGAUUCGAUCCCGUCACUGGCGCUUUCACUGGCCUCCCCGAACAAUGGACCAGAUUACUGACAUCCUCCGCCAUUACACGGGAGGACUACCAAAAGAACCCCCAGGCCGUACUGGAGGUUCUCGAAUUUUACACCGAUCACCAAAAACGAGAGUACGAAGAUUUUGGAACCAUUCCAGUCCCCAGGGUCCCCGGCGGCCCUUCCAAUUUGAGGGAUGCAGCACUUACCGCUACCAUCCCACCUGCAGCGCGUUUCAAUGCUGGGACAGGCCUUGCUGGUGCUACUGCCCGUGGCGAGGCUUCCACAACAAAGAGCAGUGUAAGCCCUGCCACCCGACCACCAGCGACUCGUCCUGCGCCUCCACGACCCCUAGAUGCGAAUCGGAAUGCAUCAACAACCCCUAAACCGGUUGCCGGAUCCGUUCCCACUUCCAACCUCCGUCGUCCGCCAGCCGAACCGUUCGCUUCCUCAAAACCCCCUCCGGACAGUCUGGAGCCAACCGUUCGUCCAAAUCCCCCCGUGCGCAAAGAUUCAAUUCCCCAAAGCACCAAUCUCUUGUCGAAGCCUGAAGCAGCUUUGGUUACGCCCUCUGAACUCCAGCGUCCACCACCGACCAAGAGUCACGCCCCAAAGAAACCGUCUGUUCCUCUUCCCACCGAAGAUGCACCGCCUCCACUCGCUGAGACUUCUAACACUCCUAAACGCCCUCCAACACCCAAAGAGAAUAAGGAACGCACUGCGCCGGAGGCUCCUCCCGUUCCUAGUGGUCCUGCCGCCGCGGCCCUCGCUCUAGAAAAGCCUCGUAAAGUACCCGAACAGCGGUACAGCACUAUGUCUGAGGCUCAGAUAAUGGACAAGCUGCGAUCCAUUGUCAGCCAUGACGAUCCCAAAGAACAUUAUUCAACCAUCAAAAAGAUUGGUCAAGGUGCUUCGGGACAAGUAUUUGUGGCGAAGACUCAUGCCACAGGCAAGAAGGUUGCCAUCAAGCAAAUGGACUUGUCAAACCAGCCACGGAAGGAACUCAUCGUCAAUGAGAUUCUUGUAAUGAAAGAGUCGCAACACCCUAAUAUUGUGAACUUCCUUGAUGCGUAUCUCGUUCAGGGUACGAAUCUUUGGGUGGUGAUGGACUAUAUGGAAGGGGGUGCUCUCACUGAUAUCAUCGAGAAUAACCGUCUGGAAGAGGAUCAGAUCGCAAGCAUCUGCCAUGAGACUUGCAAAGGGCUCCGUCAUCUUCACGACCAAAGCAUAAUACAUCGGGAUAUCAAAUCAGACAAUGUUCUCCUAGAUGCGCAAGGUCACGUUAAAAUUACCGAUUUUGGUUUUUGCGCCAAACUCACUGACCAAAAGUCCAAGCGUGCAACGAUGGUUGGUACCCCGUACUGGAUGGCACCCGAAGUAGUCAAACAGAAAGAGUACGGUGCCAAAGUAGACAUCUGGUCGCUUGGAAUAAUGGCCAUUGAGAUGAUCGAGCAAGAGCCUCCAUACCUCGACGAAGAACCUCUCAAGGCGCUUUAUCUCAUUGCUACCAACGGGACGCCUACACUGAAGGACCCAGAAAACCUCAGUAAGGAAUUGAAGAGUUUCCUUAGUGUCUGCCUCUGCGUUGAUGUUCGUAGUCGUGCCUCGGCUAUGGAGUUGCUAACGCACGAAUUUUUGGGCAAGGCAUGCGUAUUAUCUGGGCUUGCACCUCUGCUCCGCUUCAGGAAUAAGCCGCCCCAAUAA
Molecule: messenger RNA, 2259 nt
Organism: Cantharellus anzutake
Lineage: Eukaryota; Fungi; Basidiomycota; Agaricomycetes; Cantharellales; Hydnaceae
Product: kinase-like domain-containing protein
Exons: 8
Coding region: 1-2259 (752 amino acids)
Biological process (GO): regulation of MAPK cascade; protein phosphorylation; intracellular signal transduction
Cellular component (GO): cytoplasm
Molecular function (GO): ATP binding; protein serine/threonine kinase activity
Source: RefSeq, a predicted model, not a curated record